Molecule: messenger RNA, 1044 nt
Organism: Trichomonas vaginalis G3
Lineage: Eukaryota; Parabasalia; Trichomonadida; Trichomonadidae
Exons: 1
Coding region: 1-1044 (347 amino acids)
Source: RefSeq, a predicted model, not a curated record
AUGGUUAAAAAAUUUUGGGAUAUUUCUCAAAUUAUACCAUUUUUAUUUGCCAUUGCUGCACUCACUCUUCCUAAAUACCAGACUAUACUUGAUUUAAGACUUAAAUAUACUGAUCUUUCAUAUAAAAAUUACCCAAUGACAGAUUAUUCUUCUGAUUGGAUUACUUAUGAUACGAAAGCAGUUGAAAAAGCACUAAAGGAUAAAGUAACUUAUUCUGAAUGCCGUUUGUGCAACUUUAAACCAAAUUUAAUUUAUAAUAAUCGUUCAACAGAAAGAGAUAUUAUAUUAAUUUCUAUAGUUGGAGCAUCAUCGGGUUUUGAAUCUGCCAUUAGUGCAAGAACAGCUGGUUUUAAAGGCAAAAUACUCAUCUUUACAGAUUCAGAAGUUCCUGACCGCAUUAAGAAAUGUGGAGCAUAUGUUAUACAAACGAGCACAACAAUUGAUGCUUCAAUGUAUAUAAAGCAAUAUAUUCGAUUCCCGUUAAUUGCCUCAUUUAUUGAUAAAUUUGGCUCAUAUUUUGACAGGUUAAUUUACAUCGAUACAAGUGAUGUCAUGUUUCAAUCAGAUCCAUUUAAUUGGAACGAUGAUGUUGUUCAAUUAAGUGAUGAGAACUCUCCUUAUUACAAUAACUUUUUCGUUAAACGCUGGGGCCCCCAAUUUGUUGGACUUGAUCAUGAAUGGUUCAAGGAUAAAGGAAAUAUAAUUUGCUCAGGAGUUUUCGGUGGUACUGGCAAAGCUCUUGGUCCCCUUGUUAAAUUAGUAUCUGGAUAUUGGAGACCUGGAGAAGAAGUUAUUGCUGAUCAAGGCGUUUUAGAUUUUAUAUUAGCUUCAAAUAUUCCUAAAAACGCUGGAAUUAAAUUCGUCUCAAAUAAUGAUUUUGCAACUGUUGGAAUUCGUUUAUGUGACAAGGACCUUAUCAAGCAGUUUGAGAUUGACGGCCCACCGAACUUCAAAGAUAAUCUGUUCAGCAUUUAUCCAGCAAUUGUUCAUCAAAUUAAUCGUAAUUCACAAAUCCAAAAUAAAUUUAAUGAACUUUGCAAGUGA